UUAUUUGUAGAAUAGCUCAGUCAACUCCCUAAUCUAAGCCUCAAUUAUAGGCCUAACUAUUCUCGUAAGAGCUGUAUAUAAUCUGCUAAUAUUUUGAAUGAAAGCAAGCAAUUACAUUCUAUCUUCUUUCAUGGUAUCAGAUUAAGGUUACGACCUUGGCUUCACCAUCCCUAACAAUAGCCCAUUCUCCACCACCUUCUCUAUCUUCCGCUGCAAACAAUGUCUCCUGAAUCCUCCAAAUUCCACCCCGCCCUCACCAUCACCAAUGUCAAGUCUCUCAUUCCCAUAACAUUGGAUGAUCAAGGCAUGUAUCAUUCUUGGGCUACCUUAUUCAAGGUACUUGUUAGGGUCCAUGAUUUAUAUCAUCAUAUAGUUCCUCCAACGGAGGCAACUAAAAUUGCCGCCUAUCAAGCCACCAAAGCUGCUGAUCCAGCUCUAUGGAGGCGUCUCGAUGCCGCGGUUUUGAACUGGAUUUAUGGAAACAUAUCUCCCGACCUUCUUCAUGCUAUUCUUCUCAAAGAUGACACCGCCCAAGGGGCGUGGGCUCGUCUCGAAUCAAUGUUUCAAGACAAUAAAGCCUCUCGUGCUACCCACCUUGAGGAAGAACUUGUCGAUCUCGUCUUCGAGAAUUUCUCAUCCAUUGAUGCCUACUGCAACCAUAUUAAAUCUCUUGCUGACCGUCUCGCUGAUGUAGAUGCUCCUCUCUCCGACAACCGUCUAGUCCUUAAGCUCACCGCAGGUCUCCCUGAAGCCUAUGCCGGCACGGUGGACAUAAUUCAAAACCAAGAAUCGCUGCCUUCAUUCGAAAGCUGUCGUUCUUGCCUCAAACUUGCUGAACGGACUAUUAAAAAUCGCCUAGCCAAGGAGGGUGGUCCAAGCAACCGCAAUCAAGCUCUCGUCACAUCCACCGUUGCAAGCAACUCUGCCUCUUCUUCCUCAAAUCACUCUGCUUCAAAAGGGGGAAAGCAAAAGAAAUUUUUUGCUAAAUGUUCUGGCAAGGGCCGAAACCCUAACUCUUCUCUUGGGGACCAACAACAAACCCACUUAAAUGGCCCACAUGUGCCUUACAAUUGGCCUCAAUCUCCUUGGGCCUAUGCUCCAUGGGCUCCUCCCUGCCCAUAUCCAGCCUCUUUGUGGGCUCCUAAACCGCCAGCAGCACAACCGUCUAGGCCUCGUCCUGCUGGGCCUGGGCUACUGGGCCCACGUCCCCAAGCCUACAAUGCUAUGGCUCCUCCUCCCAGUUACUCACCCAUGGAUAUUGAAGCAGCAAUGAGUGCACUCUCAAGUGGCUACUCUCAACCCGACAACAACUACUAUAUGGAUACCGGUGCCACGGCUCAUAUGACUUCGGAUCAAGACGGGAGUCAAAAUAAUGAGAUGUGACAGUGCCGGUGACCUAUAUCCUAUCUUCUCAAACACUCAAGUCAAUCCUCAAGUCAAUAAUUCAGCUUUUACAACUAUCUCUUCUGAUCUAUGGCAUAAUCGCUUAGGACAUCCCGGUGAUGUUGUGCUUAAUUCUCUUAGUAAAAGUAAAUUCAUUGAUUGUAAUAAGGCUUGUAAGAGUUUUUGUUCUUCUUGUCCUCUUUGGAAACUUGCAAAAUUACCUUUUCAUGAUUCUAUGUCAAACACUGUUUUUCCAUUUGAUAUUAUCCAUAGUGAUCUUUGGACUUCGCCUAUUGUGAGUUCUUCUGGCCAUUGUUAUUAUGUGCUUUUUCUUGAUGAUUACAGUAAAUUUUUGUGGACCUUUCCUAUUGCAAAAAAAUCUCAAGUCAAACAUUUAUUUAAAUCUUUUCAUACCAUCAUAAGCACACAAUUUAAUCGAAAAAUUAAAACUUUUCAAUGUGACAAUGGUACAAAAUAUAUCAAUGGCACUUUUAAUGAGUUCUUUGAUCAACAUGGUAUGCUAUUUCGUCUCUCUUGCCCUCAUACCUCUCCUCAAAAUGGAAAAGCCGAGCGACACAUAAAAUCCAUAAACAAUAUCAUACGGACCUUACUUGCACAUGCUUCUUUACCUCUCUCAUUUUGGCAUCAUGCUCUAGCCAUGGCCACUUACCUUCUAAACAUACUUCCAACCAAAAAUCUAGGAUUUAAGUCUCCA
Chenopodium quinoa (quinoa) is the source of this 2098-nucleotide messenger RNA. RefSeq lists its product as uncharacterized. The transcript has 2 exons. The record is from RefSeq and is a predicted model, not a curated record. The coding region runs from base 220 to 1383 and encodes 387 amino acids. NCBI's taxonomy places the organism in Eukaryota, Viridiplantae, Streptophyta, Magnoliopsida, Caryophyllales, Amaranthaceae.